This is a messenger RNA of Peniophora sp. CBMAI 1063, 480 nucleotides long. The record is from the annotation of a GenBank genome assembly. Lineage: Eukaryota; Fungi; Basidiomycota; Agaricomycetes; Russulales; Peniophoraceae.
AUGGUGUUUGGCAUUUUAUGCUGGGAGUACGUCUUGACCGUCGAUUACGAGUGGAGUGUCUGGAAAGGCAAACGCAAAUACCUUUGGACCAUCUGGGUGUACCUUACCUGCCGACUUUUCUAUAUGACAUGGGCGACUGUAAUGGUUAUGACACAGUUUGGAUGCAUCAAGAGCCAUAACUGUAGGGCCUUGUUCAUUGGUAUCAGGGUAUGCGCGUACUGCGCGAUCGCUGCUGCCACUCUGUUGAUCGCCGUCCGAGUAAUCGCUAUCUGGGGGUGUAGAAAGCUUGUGAUGGUGUGUAGCUAUGGCAUCGUGGCGGCGGGCUUCAUCGUCAACCUGAAGGACUUGACUAUGAUACGUGCUGCCUAUGAGCCUAGCACUUCUUCGCGACCAGAAAGUCUGAGGGUGCCUGCCACUACAGAGCCCCUGGGCUCAGCAGCACAAAGAGCAGGCUUUGCGGAGGAGCGUCCGGACAUAUGA